UGCACGCUGCUAGUUAGUUGCAAUGUUGUAGCUAUUAGCACGGUCUUCCUAUGCUGGGAGGGAUACUCUUUGUUUUAGCUAGCCUACAAUCUUGACUCUCAUUCCUCCAAACUUGCCAUCAUCACGUAAUCGCCCGUCAACGUUAGUCGCCUUACAAAACUCUGUCUGGUUUCCUCGGUUUGCUUGUUAACUGGUAAAAGACAAGCGCCAGGUUAGCUCCCCGUUAGCGCUGCGGCUGUCUCGUUCAGUGCUCAAUUGUCGUUAAAACGGUUGACACGAAUUGACCUCCGCUCGGCUGUUAGAUCAUGGCUAUGAGACAAACACCACUCACCUGUUCAGGCCACACCAGACCUGUAGUGGACCUGGCCUUCAGUGGGAUCACCCCUUAUGGAUAUUUCCUCAUCAGUGCCUGUAAAGAUGGCAAGCCCAUGUUACGCCAGGGGGACACAGGGGACUGGAUUGGCACGUUCCUGGGUCACAAAGGCGCUGUCUGGGGUGCUACUCUGAAUACAGAUGCCACCAAGGCAGCCACUGCUGCGGCGGAUUUCACUGCAAAGGUAUGGGACGCUGUGAGUGGAAGCGAGGUCUUGACACUGGCACACAAGCACAUCGUAAAGUCAGUCAACUUCACUCAGGAUAGCAACUGUCUGCUUACCGGGGGAAAUGACAAGGUUUUGCGUAUCUAUGAUCUCAGCACUCCAGAAGCAGCGCCACAGGAGAUCACAGGCCACACCGGGGCCAUAAAGAAAGCCCUUUGGUGUAACGACGACAGUCAGAUCCUCUCUGCUGCCGAGGACAAAACCAUAAGGCUGUGGGACAGAAAUACCACAGAGGUUGUGAAGACACUGUCGUUUGACACGUCGGUGAGCAGCAUGGAAUACAUGGCCGAAGGAGAGAUUCUGGUCAUCACUUAUGGCAGGACCAUUGCUUUCUACAAUGCCCUCAGCCUGGAUCUGAUUAAGACUGUUGAGGCCCCAACAUCUGUCAACUCGGCGUCCCUACAUCCCGAAAAGGACUUCUUUGUGGCUGGUGGGGAUGACUUUAAACUCUACAAAUAUGACUAUAGCACCAAAGAGGAGUUGGAAUCCUACAAAGGCCACUUUGGGCCGGUCCACUGUGUGCGCUUCAGCCCAGACGGAGAGCUCUAUGGCAGCGGCUCCGAGGAUGGUACACUCCGACUGUGGCAGACUGCUGUGGGGAAAACAUAUGGCCUCUGGAAGUGUGUCCUUCCCGAGGACCUGGGUUCAGAGAAUUCUGAGGUGCUGUACAACCCAGCCCCUGAAGUCAAAGCAUGAGGAGAAUCUUCAUGACAUGCCUGGAGAGGAAGAGCGUGAGGAGACAAGAUUUUUUUUAAUCUUUUUUUCUUUUUCGGAGUCCUCAUACCAUCCAACAACUACAUCCCUCCCCAGCAGAAAGAAAAAUUGCUCAUGGCACAGCUUCAUCGAGAAACGAUGUGGAUGUGAUGAUGGGUGUCUCUGUAGUCGACCAGUGCAAAACACGCACACACACGUCUCCCAUGCAGGUUAUGAAGCAGUCACACAGUUUAGGUUAUACACACACACACACACACACACACACACACACACACACACACAGAAGCACUCACAGAGAGUACAUGUUCCACACACAGAUUACAGGUCCAAUAUGUAACGUGCUUGCCGCACACGCACAGACAAACAAGCGCGUGUACACACUGAAGCUUUCAUAUAGGUAGAAGGGGCUCAUACGAACACACAGAAGCACUGAAGCAGUCAUGGACUGGGAAUGGGCAGCAGACACACAGCUAGAUUAAAGCAGUCAUACAGACAGUAUUACCUCUAGAGUAAAGUAGUAGGCCUGUGGAUUGCCAUGUCACAUCGCCAUGUGCUUUUUAUCUGAUCCAGCCCAUUUGUCAGUUAUAUUAAUGCACACACAUACAACGCUAUCCUGAUGACAAUUAGCUCUGUUUAGGUUUCAAAUUAAGGUCCAGAAUGGACCAGAGAAUCUUUUUAUUUGUUUUAUUUUAUGUGAAUACUCGGUUACAAAGAGGAAGAUAGUGAACUUAGUUCAGAAUGGUUUCUUUUUUUGAAGGUAUCACUUGAGCAUUGUUGAUCUCAAUAAAAAUCUCGUUUUGUAACAAACGCAAAGGGAGGGAACGGUUAGAUUUUCCACCCCAUUUUGGUUUUUUAUUUGUUGGGAGUCCAGUAAUGAAACAAAUGAACGCAUUACUGUUUUAUUUAUAUGUAAUGCACAAAAAAAAAACCAUGAGCAUACAUAAAGACAGUGAUUGUAGUAGUUUUUUUUAAAUGCAUCAGUGUUUAGUGUUGCGUUCAUGUGAGUUGUGUGUUAAUGGGGCGGCAGCAGUGAGUUUUUUUAUUUUAGUUAAGUUAUAGGUUGGCUAUUGAGUACUUUAAUAUCCUGCAGAUGACUAUGCGUAUACUGAACAGCUUCAGCCAAUGUGAUUCAAUUAACAUUCAGGUGAGUGUUGUGAGGCUUUGCCUAAAAUCAUAAACUCACUGCAAACUUCUUGGUUUAAUAAAGUUAUGAA
Messenger RNA from Lampris incognitus (smalleye Pacific opah), 2527 nucleotides. It is a transcript of the gene strap, whose product is annotated as serine/threonine kinase receptor associated protein. The record is from RefSeq and is a predicted model, not a curated record. Bases 306 to 1295 code for a protein of 329 amino acids. Gene Ontology annotation, biological process: spliceosomal snRNP assembly. Gene Ontology annotation, cellular component: SMN complex. The transcript has 9 exons. Lineage: Eukaryota; Metazoa; Chordata; Actinopteri; Lampriformes; Lampridae. Gene Ontology annotation, molecular function: RNA binding; protein binding.